This is a messenger RNA of Vicia villosa (hairy vetch), 3195 nucleotides long. RefSeq names its product putative pentatricopeptide repeat-containing protein At3g18840. Gene Ontology annotation, biological process: RNA modification. The coding region runs from base 102 to 2135 and encodes 677 amino acids. The transcript has a single exon. The record is from RefSeq and is a predicted model, not a curated record. Lineage: Eukaryota; Viridiplantae; Streptophyta; Magnoliopsida; Fabales; Fabaceae. Gene Ontology annotation, molecular function: protein binding; RNA binding.
AUUGGUCAUAAAAAUAUAAUUGCUGGAUUGAAAUUGAAGUGUUUACCUUAAUUUAAAAUUUAGAACAAGUCUAUAACAUUAAUUUUUCAAAAGCAAUAGCAAUGAGGUCUCGAAUAGUGAGAGAUGCAGUUGUGUACCGUGACCAUGUUCAAGCAAUCAAAUCUGGUUUUGCAUCAACUGUUUUCACUUGUAAUCAAUUGAUUCACCUUUAUAACAAACAUGGUUUCUUGCAAGAUGCCCACAAACUGUUCGACGAAAUGCCCCACCGAAAUGUCUACUCUUGGAACGCCCUUAUUAUGGCUUACAUAAAAGCACACAACUUGACACAAGCACGAGCCAUUUUCGAUUCAGCCUCUCAUAGAGAUUUGGUUUCGUAUAAUUCCAUGUUGUCAGCUUAUGUUAGUGCUGACGGACACGAGACCGAGGCAUUUGAUUUGUUUAAUAGAAUGCAAUCUGCGCGUGACACAAUUGGGAUUGACGAGUUCACUCUCACAACCAUGCUUAACCUUGCUGCCAAGCUAAAUGUAGCGUGUUAUGGGAAGCAGAUGCAUACGCAUAUGGUGAAAACUGCAAAUGAUUUAAGCAAGUUUGCAUCGAGUUCUCUCAUUAACAUGUACUCUAAAUGUGGUUUGUUUCUUGACACGUGCAAUGUGCUUAGUGGUUGUGAUGGGGUGGUGGACUUGGUUUCAAAGAAUGCAAUGGUUGCUGCUUGUUGUAGGGAAGGAAAGAUGGACAUGGCUUUGAAUGUGUUUUGGAAAAAUUCUGAGGUUAAUGAUACUGUGUCAUGGAAUACGUUGAUUGCAGGAUAUUCCCAGAAUGGCUAUAUGGAUAAAGCACUUGACUUGUUUGUUGAGAUGACAGAAAGACGUAUUAGGUAUGAUGAACAUACUUUAGCUAGUGUAUUAAGCGCUUGCUCGGGCCUAAAAUAUUUGAAACUUGGCAAGUGCAUCCAUGUGUGGGUGUUGAAAAACGACUUCAGUACAAAUCAAUUCAUUAGCAGCGGCAUCGUAGACUUGUACUGUAAGUGUGGGAAUAUUAGGUAUGCGGAGUCGGUGUAUGAAGGAAUUGGUAUUAAAAGCCAAUUUGAAGUUGCUUCAUUGAUUGUAGGCUAUUCGUCUCAAGGCAACAUGAUAAAAGCCCAAAGGCUCUUUGAUACUCUAUCGGAAAGAAAUUAUGUUGUCUGGACAGCUCUAUGUUCCGGCUAUGCCAAAUCACAACAAUGCGAGGAAGUCUUCAAACUUUUCAGAGAGUUUAUAACUACCGAAUCACUAAUUCCAGAUGCAAUGAUCAUCGUCAUUAUACUUGGUGCCUGUGCAACACAAGCCGCCCUUUGUUUGGGAAAGCAGAUUCAUACUUACAUCUUGAGAAUGGGACUUAAUAUGGAUAAAAAAAUGCUGAGUGCCAUGGUUGAUAUGUACUCCAAAUGUGGUAAUAUCAUGUACGCCGAGAAAAGCUUCCAACUAAUGACUGAUAAUGAUAGCGAUGCAAUCUUGUAUAAUGUCAUGAUAGCUGGUUAUGCUCAUCAUGGUUUUGAAAAUAAAGCUAUACAACUUUUUCGAGACAUGUUAAAGAAAAGUGUCAAGCCAGAUGCAGUCACUUUUGUAGCGCUUCUAUCUGCUUGUCGGCACCGUGGGCUAGUAGAACAAGGAGAGAAUUUGUUUAUUUCUAUGCAAGAAGAUUACAAUGUAUUGCCCGAGAUAUACCACUAUGCUUGUAUGGUUGAUAUGUAUGGAAGGGCGAAUCAACUAGAGAAGGCAGUAGAAUUCAUGAGGAAGAUUCCCGUACAGAUAGAUGCAACAAUUUGGGGAGCGUUUCUUAAUGCUUGUCAAUUAAACAAUAAUACAUCCCUUGUCAACCUGGCAGAAGAGAAACUGUUAAAAGUUGAGUCUCAUAAUGGGUCUCGGUAUGUGCAAUUGGCCAAUGUCUAUGCUACUGAGGGAAAGUGGGAUGAGAUGGGAAGAAUAAGGAAGAAAAUGAGAGUGAAGGAGGCAAAAAAGAUUGCUGGUUGCAGUUGGAUAUAUGUAGAAAAUGGUAUUCAUGCAUUUACUUCUGGUGAUAAAUCUCAUGCAAAAGCAGAUGCAAUAUAUUCAACUUUGUUGUGCUUGAAUAGGGACAGAAGUGAAGCAAUUUCAUGAAAUUUGGGGGUAAUGUUCGUGUAAAUAUAUCUUGAUACUCAUCUAGCCAAUGAUACUAAACAUUUUCAAAUCAACAAUUAUUUUGCCAAGUGGGAAUCAUAAGAUCACCAUUCGAUGCAACAUGCUUAUGGAUACCAUUGCAGCACUGAGUUGAAUAUGAUGUCCAUCGGCAUUUAGUACUACUAUGAAAAUUAUUGGACGGCUGCACUUUUUCAUGAACUCCCAAAGGGAAAAGUGGUAAGAAAGUUUUGAGAAGCAGAGACUCCUAUGUCUUUAAGCCAAACCUAAAUGUAGACACUGAAUCAAUGAUAAUAAACUGCCAAGUAGCUGACAUUUCUUCCUUAUUACACAUAUAGCAUUUAAGCCUUUACUCAUAGAUAUCCAAUUCAUGACCCAUUGCAGUCUUUGUGUAAUUAGCAACUGGUAUUGUAGUAAUGAAUGACUAAACCAAUACAUUAUUAUACAGUAUUGUAGUAGAUAUCUUGGCAAAUGUUGUAAACGGCGACAUAGAACAGUGUAAGUUGACAAGAUGAGUUAUGCUUUGACUAUCAGGAGGCAUGCAAACUUUUAUGGAGCAUAUAUAGAAAAGCUGCCUUAUUCCUUUCAAAGUGAAGGUCUGUUAGAAAAGGCUCCUUGAAGGCACUGAUUCAAGUCAGAAAAGGCUCCAGUCUAUAUGAUCUACUACAAUGUCUCGUAUUUGGUGACAUAUGAGACAUGAAGGACUAAAGACUAACACUCGGUAAUUAGGAAUUUAUGAAAGUUUGUGGUGUAUCCACCUUUAAGCCAGUUGGUGCUACUGUGAGUGAUGUUGAACAUGCAAGUGGAAGCAUAGGAGCAUGCUCUGAUUCGUAUGGGUUUGUUUAAAAGUACAUUGAGGAUCAAUUCUUGUUGUUGAUUGAUUUUAUCAUUUUGUUGUUCCUGCUGAUUUGCUCCUCGGCUGUUCUUCUGGCCUUCUCUGCUUGUAAGAGUCUUACAGUAAGACAUUAUGCAGGUAUAAAGUUUCAGAUACCACCCACAAUACAUGUUUUUGAAGUGCUUGUAAAAAAUACUUGUUUUUGGA